Messenger RNA from Annulohypoxylon maeteangense, 1591 nucleotides. RefSeq names its product Formamidopyrimidine-DNA glycosylase N-terminal domain-containing protein. NCBI's taxonomy places the organism in Eukaryota, Fungi, Ascomycota, Sordariomycetes, Xylariales, Hypoxylaceae. Gene Ontology annotation, biological process: base-excision repair. Gene Ontology annotation, cellular component: nucleus. The record is from RefSeq and is a predicted model, not a curated record. The coding region runs from base 350 to 1558 and encodes 402 amino acids. The transcript is spliced from 2 exons. Gene Ontology annotation, molecular function: DNA-(apurinic or apyrimidinic site) endonuclease activity; zinc ion binding; DNA N-glycosylase activity.
CAAAUUCACUAGUUCCCUUGAAGGCUCGGAAAGCCUUAGGGAUGGAUACAUUCACACAUACCUGGUCACUUGUCAGAUCUCAAUGCCACAAAUCUAAGGCAGCCAGAUCUGGUUGAGUCAGACGGCCGUUGCCGUAGCUCAUGCACGGUCUAUGAGGUUGCGGCACGUACUUGUACAUACUAGGUAGACAUUUGUCAUUUGGUUUAUUUACUUUCGAGAGAUCAUAUGUCAUCACUUCUUCUUGAUGGAAUAUUAAUAGUGAUAUCCUAUUUCAGACGAUCAUUCAUUAGCUAAUCUUUACUUUACUGCAAUAACUUCACUAAUUUGUUUCCACUAACAGACCUAUACAAUGCCUGAGAUUGCGGAAGUUGCCCGUAUUGUCCAUUUUCUGCGGCAGCAUCUGAUAGGGAAGACCAUCAAAAAAGUAUUAGCCCCAGAUGACAGUAGUAUCUUCGGUAAAGUCGGGACGAGUGGCCCUGCGUUCGAGAAGGCUCUUACCGGGAAGAAAGUCGUAGAUAUUGGGAGUCAGGGGAAGUACUUCUGGAUGGUAUUCUCCGCCCCACCGCACACUGUUCUGCAUCUGGGCAUGACAGGUUGGGUCGAAAUCAAGGGUAUACAAACGGGCUACUCACGAUACGUUGAGAGGACUAAGGGCGAUACGGAAUGGCCUCCUAAGUUUUGGAAAUUUCAAUUCGAAACCGAUGAUGACCCCAAGGUUGAGGUCGCUUACACGGAUGCCAGACGUUUUGGCCGUGUACGUCUAGUUGAUUGUCCCGGAAACGAGAUCAGAAAGCAUUCGCCCCUAGUUGAGAAUGGUCCGGAUCCUGUUGUUGACAAGGACAUAUUUACCGAAGACUUUUUGCGGCAGAAGUUGAGAAAAAAACAUGUUCCCAUCAAGGCCCUAUUACUUGACCAAUCAAUGAUCAGCGGAAUCGGAAAUUGGGUCGGCGAUGAGGUUUUAUACCAAGCCAAACUUCAUCCGGGGCAAUACUGCGAUGAUUUCGAUGACGCAGACAUUAACGCUCUCUAUAAAGCCAUCCAAUACGUAUGUGAGACCGCAGUUGAAAAGUUAGGAGACUCCGAUCAGUUCCCCGAAGACUGGCUGUUCAAGCACCGAUGGGGUAAAGGGAAAAAAGGUUCACCCACCACUCUUCCAAACGGCGACAAGAUUAUUCAUAUCACCGUAGGCGGGCGGACGAGCUGCGUUGUCCCCAACAUUCAGAAGAUAAAAGGACGCACGGCUAAAGAUGGUGCUAAAGAGGAGCUCACGCCACCAGAAGAAGAAAAGGCAACGGAGAGUCGAUUCUUCAAAGGCAAAAACAAGAAACCGACAAAUAGUGACGUCGAAGCCGAAGAACGUCCUGUCAAGAAGGCUAGAACCGCUAAGUCGAAACCUGUUAAGCAGGAAGAGGAGGAGGAAAUCGAUGAAGAGGAAAUAAAGCCUGCUGCAAAAACAUCGCGCAAGUCUGCUAAGCCGAAGAAGGAGGAGAAGCCAGUUGAGCCGGUACCUGAACUUGGAAGGAGGCGGUCGACUAGACUUAGUCGUGCAGCAGCAUAGGUACCUACCUAGUCUAACAGGUUAAAUUUACCA